AUGUCUACCGACCACAGUCUCGUUUCAAAUAUCGUUGCUCGUCUUGGAUUUUGUUCAACAAUGAUUUUCGGAACCAUCCAGAUUCUCCUAACUUAUUUUGUCAGCCGACACGUAUUCGGAAGUUAUAAGAUUCUGAUCACAUUGUUUGCGGCAUUUGGGAUGACUUUUGCAGUUGUUGAGGUGGUCGUUUAUCCGAAUGUGCACAUGCUCAACACCGGAGCUCUCUACUUUACCCUUUCUAGACCUUUCAAUGCCAACUUGGACGUUUCAAAAGUUUUAUUAGCGGUUUACACAUGGUUCUAUGCAUUCACAAUCUCACUAUUAGCCGUCUUAUUCAUUUACAGAUAUCUGGCGGUUUUCAAUCAACAAUACCUGCGAUUCUUUCGUGGAUUCUCAAUAAUCAUUUGGUUAUCCUACUGCUCUUUUUUCGGUUUCCAGUACUCUGUUGGCACAUACUGUUUCAUGUAUUUUGACGACGUCUCGUUUGCUUAUUUCAAAGAUGAAGUACCUCUUCGCUAUAACAUGACACUUGCUGAAAUUCCAGCAAUGGGAAUUGUAGUCUAUGACCCAACAACGGGAGCAAUUAGAUGGUGGAACGUGAUGUGUCUUCUGAAUAUAUUCACAAUCAUGACUAUACAAUAUACUAUUAUGAUUUGUUGUGGACUCAAAAUGCAUUCUGAAAUGGAGGAGAAGAUAAAGUAUUAUUCAGCAAGUCUCAGAAGACACCAUCAGCAAUUUUUCAAGACAUUAGUCAUUCAGAUAUCUGCUCCUACCAUGACCUUAUUUGCUCCAUUAGUUUUUAUAAUUUGUCUUCCAAUGUUCAACAUGGACAUAGAUAUGUCAGUUGGAGUACUGAUAUGUAGUUUUACAAUGUAUCCAGCGAUUGAUGCACUGAUUGUGAUGUAUGUUGUGUCCGACUAUAGGAAGGUUGCAAUCAAGCUGUGCAAAUCAAUCUACAAGAGAGUCAGAACAACGUUUUGGGGGUCGAAAACGGCAGAACGAUCAGAAGCGAAGUCAGCAAAACGAGCGGAUCCCGCCAGCACGUCUACACAAAUUGCCAAUUAA
This is a messenger RNA of Caenorhabditis remanei, 1065 nucleotides long. RefSeq lists its product as uncharacterized. Bases 1 to 1065 code for a protein of 354 amino acids. NCBI's taxonomy places the organism in Eukaryota, Metazoa, Nematoda, Chromadorea, Rhabditida, Rhabditidae. The record is from RefSeq and is a predicted model, not a curated record. The transcript has 6 exons.